AUGGAUCCACAUCACACUGUCACGAUGCGUUGGGUGGGUGUUGUGGUUGCGCUUGUGGUGGGCUGCCUCGUGGUUAAUUGCAUCGGCUACCCGAAGCAGCCAACGUUUCCAUCCUGCCAGAGUGCUGUGUGCUCGUCUGAUGGGAAUACGCAAAUGGACGGGGGUUGGGUGGAUUUGGGCGAAGUGGAUGGCGCUGAAGCUGAAGAGCUGAUAGCCUACAUGAAGAGCAACAAUGUUCCAAUGUACGCGUUGCCCAACGGUGAGCAGGUGUAUGCCAACCACCCCGCAAUCGGUCGUGCCAUAAAAAAGAUUGUAAGUCGCAAACAUCCUCAGGCAAACAAGCAGUCUUACCCUCCUCCCUCACCUUCACCUUCCUCUCCGUCGGUGUACAACAUGGAUCCAGUGGCACUGCAGUCCUUGCUCUUGAAUACGCCAUACCUGAAUCAACUUGUCAUGUUUGCGGACCCAGUACUCCUCCAAUCUGCAUUGAUGCACGUGCGAGGAAUUGGUAAUUAUGCUGCCAGCAUGGAUCCGCACACGCUGCAAUCAAUGAUCGCAUGGACACCGAGCAUCAAGGAGGUGGUGGCGAGCAUGAAUCCUGCACUCCUCAAGACCGUCCUGGUAGCAAUACCCAACAUCGACAGCAUUUUGCUAGGCACUGAUGGGGGCAGCAGCAAAGAUGAGGUGGCCGAAGUGCCGAGUGAGAAGGUUUUGGGUGAAGAGGCGAAAGCAGCAGCUACGACGUCAGUGCCUGCUACCACAACGUCGGAGUCUGUUGCCACCACCACUGCUGCUGCAACUGCGAAGUCAACUGCUACCACAGUGCCACAGCCUACUACCAGUGAGAAGUCCGAUGAGACAACUCUGACUGAUCCCAAUCCUACUCAACUCACCUUGUCUGCAGUGCCCAACAUUCCACCUCAAUAUGCUAACGUGUUGUUGGGCUUGGAUGCGGGCUUUGUUCAGUACAUCGUGGAGAAUCACCAAGAUCCCUCUGCUCUCCUCACCAACAUGAGUGCUCAAACCCUUCAGUACGUGGCUGCGCAUGUGCCCACAUUUGGCGCAGUUCUGUCGAGCCUCCCCACCACCACGUUGGAGGAAGUUUUCGGCAAGCUGUCCAACAUUGCCGAAUGCUUGCAAGCUAUGGAUUAUGCGAUAGUGAAGGAACUUGUAGCCAAACUGCCGUGGUUGGCAGUGCAUGCUCCUGCGGAACCACUCACCACUGCAACACCAACAACGCCAACACCGCAGUCUACGGUACAGACAACUAUUGUGACUGAACCGCCUACCUUCACGGACAAUGAGCUGGCGGAGAUGCGGAAGGUAAUACCUCUCAUCGACAAGUUGCUAGUGUUCGUGGAGCCGGAGAAACUGGCUGCAGUGCGCAGUGCUCUGCCAACUAUCGCAAAUACUUUGCGCAAAUGGGAUGCGUCUAUGCUGGAGACCAUCAACGUACAUUUGGCCAAUGCAACAAGCUCGUUCGAUUUUGUGUUCGAUUCUCUCUUUAAGGACCCCCUUCCACAAGUGACCACAGAUGAGAGCACCGUGGCCACAGAACUACCUAAAUAG
Molecule: messenger RNA, 1569 nt
Organism: Hydatigera taeniaeformis
Lineage: Eukaryota; Metazoa; Platyhelminthes; Cestoda; Cyclophyllidea; Taeniidae
Source: the annotation of a GenBank genome assembly